Passer domesticus (house sparrow) is the source of this 5165-nucleotide messenger RNA. RefSeq names its product chemerin chemokine-like receptor 1 (gene CMKLR1). The transcript is spliced from 3 exons. Gene Ontology annotation, molecular function: G protein-coupled receptor activity; complement receptor activity. Gene Ontology annotation, cellular component: plasma membrane. NCBI's taxonomy places the organism in Eukaryota, Metazoa, Chordata, Aves, Passeriformes, Passeridae. Gene Ontology annotation, biological process: inflammatory response; complement receptor mediated signaling pathway; positive regulation of cytosolic calcium ion concentration. The record is from RefSeq and is a predicted model, not a curated record. Bases 1907 to 2995 code for a protein of 362 amino acids.
UCCUCACUUUGCCCUGGGUGUCUCCAGGAGCUGGGGGAGGUUUGGGAGAGUUUCCAGCCCGGAUUCUUGCUGGCAGGAGCUCACUCCCAGCCUGCUGCUCCCAUGGUAUCCCACAUCCCUGUGCCCUUCCCAGCCUGCUGGAGUGGGACAGAGGGGUCAGGGGUGGUGGCAGGGCUGGAAUCACAACCAGGAGCAGCUUUUGGGCAGGCUGGAGCUCGGGCUUUGGAGGUCUGAACUCCCUCUUGAUGGUGGUCGAUUUUCACUGAGGAAUGGGGCUUCAUCCCGGGUAUCCCGGUGGGGAGUGGGAUGCUGAGCAGCCUCAUCCCUGUGGCAUCUGUUGCCAUGGCAAUCACCGGCUAAAAUAAAGGGGCUGGGUACCCAGAGCUGCUUUGCCAUGUGGUGCCUUGCUCCCUGAGAUUCCUGGCAGCCGAGAUGUCCCUCCUGGGGGGCUGGAAACUCGUGGGUGCCAGAGGGAUUGGUGGGGUGGCCUCGGGUGCCAGCUUGGGAUGGGGUUUGCAUCUGCCUUCCCCUGGGAUGGGGUUUGCAUCUGCCUUCCCCUGGGAUGGGGUUUGCAUCUGCCAGGGGGUGCCAUGAAAUUCUUUGGGAAAUUCUUAGGGAAUUCUUAGGGAUCCAGCCCGCAGGAUGGGACUCACCCAGAGCUGUGAACCCCCACGGAACCGGGACCAGCCCCUGCCACAUGUCCCCAGGGCCAUCCCCGCCCUCCAGGGACACCCAGGACUGCGGCAGGGCUCGCUGGGGUCUGGUGCCAGCAGCUCCAGGGGGACGUGGAGAUCCCGUUCCAUGCCGAGCCCGUCCCAAAGCUGAGCUCCAACAUCUGCCGGCCAUGCAUCCCCCUCUCCCGGGGAGCUGUGCCGGAGCUGCCCGCGCCUCCCACGCCCGGAGGAAGCGGGAUGGGGUUUGGGGUGCGCCGGGAGCUCGGGAGCCGCCGGUGGGAAGAGGAGAGGGAAGUGCUCCAAGGAAGGAAAGGCAGAGCAGCUGCCGCGGGGGAGGCAGGGCGGGCACGGACCCGGCUGUUCCCGGGGGAUUUGCUUGUCCCGUGCCGGGGAAUAAGAAUUUUCUAGAAGGGACAAGCACCGACCCGAGGGCUCCCCCAGUUUCCCCAGCCCUGGCAGGUCCCAGCCCGGAUCCAUUUCAUGAUUUCAUCAAAGCGUGAUGCACUUUGACAGCUCAGGCGGGAUCUGAUGUACUCAAAAGCUGCUCUGCUGGUUUGAUUUAAUUUAAUUUGAUUUGAUUUGAUUAGGUUCUAUCAGUUCUCCUCAACCUGUCCCACUAAAAGCCUGGCCGGCGGGCAGGAGGCGGUGCUGGCAGCCUGCCCAUCCCGAUAAACUCCGGGAGCAGGGCUCUGGCACUGCCCUGCCCGCGGGAUCCGCUGCCAGCCGCGGCCCCGAGCAUCCCCUGCCCUCCCCGUGUCCCCGGGACGCGGAUCCCGCCGCCUUUCCCCGCUCACAUCCGUGCCCCGCCCGCCUGCCUUGGCCGGGGCAGAGCUUUUUCGCCCAGAAAAGCUGGAUUUGAACAUUUUCUGCUGUUCUCUCGGUUUCCUGUUGCCGUCCCAAGAACAACAUCCCUGACCUCAUCCUCCCCCGGUAUGCGCCGGGAUGCUGCCGGUGCUCGAGCCGCCCGUCGGGAAUCCCACCCGGCCUUCCCUGGGUACCAAGGCAAACACAGCUGCGGGAAUGACGGAGAAAAGGCUAUUUUGGGUAAACCCUCUGCUCGUUUUUGUUGAGCUCCUGCCUUAGGCCGGUGUGGAGGGAGCUGCCAUUGUGCCCUGGGACACUGAACUGUCACCUGUCCCCAUCCCGACAGAGAGGAGAGAGCAGGGGAAGAUCCCUGGCUGCAGAUCCCAGCUCCCCGGGAUCACAGGGAUCAGCUGCCGUUCCCAGGGACGAUGGCGCUUCCCAACGCUUCCGAUUACCCGGACGGCCUCAAUAACAACUACAGCGACUACUCCGACUACACCUACGAGGACACCGGCAGCGUGUGGGCAGACCCGGCCCACGACCCCAAGGACAUCACCAGGAUCCUGUCUGUCAUCAUCUACAGCGUGUCCUGCGUGCUGGGCAUCCUGGGCAACGGCCUCGUUAUCGCCAUCAUCACCCUGAAGAUGAAGAAAUCGGUCAACGCGGUCUGGUUUCUCAACCUGGCCGUGGCCGACUUCCUCUUCAACAUCUUCCUGCCCAUCAACAUCGCCUACACGGCCAUGAACUACCACUGGAUCUUCGGCACGGUCAUGUGCAAGCUGAGCUCCUUCCUCCUCAUCCUCAACAUGUACACCAGCGUCCUGCUGCUCACCACCAUCAGCUUCGACCGCUACGUGUCCGUGGUGUUCCCGGUGUGGUCGCAGAACCACCGCUCCACCAACCUGGCCUACGGGGUUUGUGUGAUCAUCUGGACCGUGGGCAUCGUCAUGAGCUGCCCCUCGCUCGUCUUCCGGGACACGGCGCAGACCCGAAACUCCGUGAUUUGUUUCAGCAACUUCUCCCUCUCCAGGAAUAAAUCCUAUGAAGGGCUGGCUCUGAUGAGGCACCGCACCGUGAACAUCACCAGGUUCCUGGCCGGGUACAUCCUCCCCAUCACCAUCAUCACCUUCUGCUACGUCGCCAUCGUCUUCAACCUGCGCCGCAACCGCCUGGCAAAGUCCAAGAAGCCCUUCAAGAUCAUUGUCACCAUCAUUGUCACCUUCUUCCUCUGCUGGAGUCCCUACCACCUGCUGAACCUGCUGGAGACGGUGCCCGACACGGUGCCCUGGUCUGUGUUUGAGAUCUUCAUCCCUCUCACCACGGCUCUGGCAGCCUCCAACAGCUGCAUGAACCCCGUCCUCUACGUCUUCAUGGGCCAGGACUUCAAGAAGUUCAAGGUGACCCUCCUUUCCAGGCUGGUGAACGCCCUCAGCGAGGAGACAGGGCACUCCAGCAUCGUGCACAGGAGCUUCUCCAAGGUGUCCUCCAUGACUGAGAAGGAGACAACAGUUGUCUAAACUCAGCGUGCAGGAGGGACAGGAUCCCCUGGUGCUGGCGCUGUGAUGGUGACCAGCCCUGGUGGGGGUCAGGCGUUGUCCAGCACUGUCCCACAGCCCAUUUUUGACUGGUGUUGCUGCCUGGGGGCUGGCAGGGGAUGGAGACCCGCAAGGUAUGGAGAAGACACAACCACCCUUGAUCUUGUGUGGGAUUGCAAAAAUCCUUGUGGCAAACUAAGAACACAUUUUUGGGCAUUCCCAUCCAACCUUUGCAUUGGCUGACCCAGGAAGGGCUUUCCUGGAGUUUCCAGAGGCACCGUGCAGGAUAUCAGGAAGGCAUCUCCUUGCCAUGGCCAAGUUGGUGACACUCCUCUGUCCCAUGUCUGUUUGAGACUCCUCAUGGUAAAUUCCUGAGGUAUUUUGGUACCAGAACAAGGUGUUUGUGACUUUUUUUUGGAAAAUGUCCUUAGAAGGGAUUGGAAUAUCCCACCUCAGAGAACUGGGAAGUCUCAAUUGUCUUCUAAGUGAUCCAGACCCAGGGCCACCUUCCAGUGUGGAGACUGGGCUCACACACAAGGACACCAGCAUGGAAAACUGGGAGAAGAAAGAGGGAAAAUUCAAUUUGAAAUGUCUUUUUAACCCUCCUUUUGAUGGGCACAUUCCACAUGGUACAUCCUGCAGAGCAAUUGGAUGUUUGGGACUAGGAACAGGCCCAGGAGCUUCUGGGGAGGACCUGCUGUCCCCUCCUGCAGCCAGGGGAGACUGGCUCUGAUGCCAGCUGUUCCCUGCUGGGACCAGUUGAUUCCACAGGGUGAUUUUGUCUCUCCCACCUUGGGACACUCUGGGAAUCUCCUGGGAGACUCUGCUGCCACACACUGAUCUCUACAGUGAAGGACAGACCAAGCCAUCACCUCGAUCCAAUUUCAUGCCCAGUUAAUUUGGGAGCUCCUUCUCCAUCAGGGCUCCUUCCCCACGACCCUGGUGUCACCCUCAUUCACGUGUCACUCCCUGGAGCUGGCUUUGGGCAGCCCUCAGUGGCCCUGGGGACAUUUCACCAGUCCCCCGGGGAGCCUUGUGCAAGUUUUGGCCGUUGAGAAUCUGCCCCCAGGUGCCCACAGAAGCUGAAAUAUUUAUUUAUAGCUUUCCUUGGAAAUCAGAAAAUGGAAAAUAAAAUGGAGAGACGUUUCCCAGGAAAAGGCAGGGAGCUAUUUCCAGGCAGCAGGUCCUGCCAGCUGCAGGUACAAGUAAAGCCCUGAUAACUGAGCUGUGGGAACGUCGUGGAUCAGAGCGGGUGCUGCGGCAGGAGCGGCAUUUCAGGAUUUUGGGAUUUCAGGAUUUUGGGAUUUCAGGAUUUUGGGAUUUCAGAUGGAUUAUCCAGCAUCCACCCCAGCUCUGCCUUGCUGCUCCACCUCGAUCUGCAUCACCUCCUCCAUGUGAAGGGACACUCAGCACCUGGAUUGUCUCCGUGUCUCCUGGGGUUGGGAUCCCCCCACUUCCCUCGGGAGCGCUCCCACACAUCCCUGCACCACACCACGUCCCAUGGCCAAGCCCAGGGCUACUCCCAGCCCUGAUCCACAGAGAUUUUCCCCCCAAAACCAGGCUGGAUCCAUACCCAUGGAAGAUGCAGUGCCUGAGGAGGCUGCAGGGCCUCUCUGCUGGUGGGAGGAGGCUCCUCUUGCUCAUUUUCCCCAGUAUUUAAUUAAUAUUUCUGGAAGGUUGCCAGGAUCCUAUUAGGAGUGGGACAGAUGGACACACAGGGACACACAGAACUUGCAGAGGAUCUGUUUAGGGAGCAGUGGGAAUGGGAUGGAUCCAGAGCCAGCAGCCCCUGGGCCUUUUGGGGCUCAGGGUUUGGAGAAGGCUUGGAUGUGGGAAUGAAGCCUCAAGGACUGGAUGCCAUCCCACAGCCCCUCAGGUUGCUGCUGGGAUGUUCAUAAUGGAUUCAGGAUGCUCCUCACUAAUUCUGGUGUCUGUUUUUUUCCAAGCCCAUCUGUUAAUGCUCCAAACAGCUUUCCAAAAAGAAAAAAUAAAAAAAAAGCAGUGCCUUGGUACUUACCCUGGGGUUAAACCAUCCCUGCAAUGGCAGCUUGGUAAUCCCAAGUUUUCCCAAAUAUUUGGGUGCAUCUUUGUAGCUGUUUGCUUAUUUAAUAAAACCUCAGUUUUCCAGACAAAUACCUCGAAGUGUGGAGUG